CUCUGUGUUUCAGAUGUAGGUGGGACACCACUGGGCUCAGUGGAGAGGUGUCUAGGAGACAGCCUGGUCCUGCUGGUCCAGCAGACUGUCGGUAAAGAGACCAUCUGGCUGCUCCCUCAGGCCCAGUGGGAGGCAGGGGAGACUCUCCGACAGACAGCAGAGAGAGGCCUCAGCAGCCUGCCAGAGGCUGAUUUCAAGGCUACGUUCCUUGGCAACACCCCCUGUGGAGUGUACAGGUACACAUUCCCCAAAGAGGUCCGGACAGAGCGCUGCGUGGGAGCCAAGGUCUUCUUUUUCAAAGCUCUCCUGUCCGCUGGUUCAGCCAAUCAGAAAGAACCUUUCCUGUCUGCGGGUUCAGCCAAUCAGAAAGAACCUUUCCUGUCCGCUGGUUCAGCCAAUCAGAAAGAACCUUUCCUGUGGGUGAAGAAGACUGAACUGCAGGAAUACCUGAAGGCACCUUACUUGGAGAAGGUUGACCGCUUCAUACUCAACCUGUGACGGAGCGGAUGAGAGCUGAUGGAGGAGGUUGACCGCUUCAUACUCAACCUGUGACGGAGCGGAUGAGAGCUGAUGGAGGAGGUUGACCGCUUCAUACUCAACCUGUGACGGAGCGGAUGAGAGCUGAUGGAGGAGGUUGACCGCUUCAUACUCAACCUGUGACGGAGCGGAUGAGAGCUGAUGGAGAAGGUUGACCGCUUCAUACUCAACCUGUGACGGAGCGGAUGAGAGCUGAUGGAGGAGGUUGACCGCUUCAUACUCAACCUGUGACGGAGCGGAUGAGAGCUGAUGGAGAAGGUUGACCGCUUCAUACUCAACCUGUGACGGAGCGGAUGAGAGCUGAUGGAGAAGGUUGACCGCUUCAUACUCAACUUGUGACGGAGCGGAUGAGAGCUGAUGGAGAAGAUGUGAUGAGAGGUUACAGAUGUCUUUUUUAGAAAUGUCCUGGAAGUCAUAUUUCUGUCACAGCAACUGUUGUUUUCUCCUGUCCACUUGGUGUAUAAGAUGAUUAAAGUUUCUCAUUUGUUCCAACAUAUAAA
Messenger RNA from Oncorhynchus keta (chum salmon), 1037 nucleotides. RefSeq names its product 39S ribosomal protein L46, mitochondrial-like. Gene Ontology annotation, cellular component: mitochondrial large ribosomal subunit. The annotation marks the transcript as partial. The record is from RefSeq and is a predicted model, not a curated record. Gene Ontology annotation, molecular function: structural constituent of ribosome. Lineage: Eukaryota; Metazoa; Chordata; Actinopteri; Salmoniformes; Salmonidae. The transcript has 2 exons.